AUGUUUAACAAAAAACACAAGAAAAGCAAAGUAAAAAUAGAAGAUUUUACAGAAGAAAACAGCCAAGUAAUUAUUAAGCACCAAGCAACCAAACGAAAACAAAACCGAUGAAUUCCUCAGCCAAUCCAAUCUGCUGCUUAUGAUUUUGAUGAAAUGAAAAAAUCAGAAGAGGAGCAAGCUAAGUCUAAUAAAGAAGCGAUGGAAAUCAUUGAAAGCGAAAUUGCAGUCCCGCCUGAAAAAAAAUAUUAUGCGUUGGCAUAAUUUUGGGAGGAUUCCACAUGUUGGGGACAUUUUCUCAAUUGGAACCAAAAUCCCACAUGUGGAGUUUCCAUCCACCACAUAUGGGAUUUUGGUUCCUCACGUGGGAAAAUGCCCUAACAUGUGGAAAACUCCCAAAAUUAUGCCAACGCAUAAUAGAAGAAUUUGCAAGAAAUCUCAAAAGCUCUGGCUAUGAAAAUGAGCUGAGAUCAGAUAUUACAAAAUUAACUGAAAGUAUCAGAGAAUGCGAAAGAGAUGAAUAUGAAGAUUUAGGGAGAAUUGGCAAUUUUAGCGAUGAAGACGACCCCGAAGUCCAAGAGUGGACUAGAGAAAGAAUGAAUCGAGGUAAAGUUUUACCCAGGGCCAAGCUUCCUUUUAUACCAGAAGAAAGCAGAAUCAGCAAAAGAGUUGAUGAUAUUGAUAUUAAUGAAAUGCUGCUCGAAAUUACUGAUUCGCCCCUCACUGAGCGAGUAAAAAUAAUUUGUUAAUUUUGUUAUAUAUAAAUUUUAUAGUAAUUUUUUUUUCGGAUUUAAAAAAAUCCCAUUCGCAAAAUUUGGAAGGCAAAUAUUAAUUUAAUUUGUAAAAUUUAAGUUUUAAAAUGCAAUUUGUUUAAAAUUAAGCAGAAUUCAUUAUUAUAAUAAUCAUUUAUAUCUCAAAAUUUUUUUCAUAAAAAAAUUUUGUUUGUACGCGGAGGGCAAAAAAAUAGGGAUUUUUCCAAUGAUUUUGUUCGCUUACGGAGGGAAGGGGAGUGAGAAGAGAAAGCACGCAGAAGCAGCAAUAAGAAUGCAGAAUGAGAGGCUAAAUUCAAUUCAAAACUUAAAAAAAGAAGCAAAUGAAAAAUUAAAAAAGCUAGAAUAUGAAAGCUUUGGACAGGUGGAAAAGCUAGUUCUUUUGGAAGAGAUCAAAGAGUUUUGGCUCGAACAUUUUGAUGAAGAUUUUGAAAGAAUAGAGAAGUUUAAAAAAGAAUUAGAAGAUAUUGGCUUGGAUAAUGUUGUACUUAUAAGGGAAAUUAUUCAGAAAUAUAAUCAAAGUGAAGAGUAA
Molecule: messenger RNA, 1299 nt
Organism: Blepharisma stoltei
Lineage: Eukaryota; Ciliophora; Heterotrichea; Heterotrichida; Blepharismidae
Source: the annotation of a GenBank genome assembly